Molecule: messenger RNA, 3549 nt
Organism: Brassica oleracea var. oleracea
Lineage: Eukaryota; Viridiplantae; Streptophyta; Magnoliopsida; Brassicales; Brassicaceae
Exons: 1
Coding region: 1-3549 (1182 amino acids)
Molecular function (GO): nucleic acid binding; RNA-DNA hybrid ribonuclease activity
Source: RefSeq, a predicted model, not a curated record
AUGCGUACCUUUUUCUCGGAAGGGGACUUGUAUGAUCUACAACAUUCUGGCGAUUGUUUAUCAUGGAGAGGGACGAGAGGUGAUUACCUUGUGAGGUGCAGACUGGAUAGAGCGGUAGCUAACGGCUACUGGGCGGAGCUGUUUCCAAAAGCGCGUUCCCAGUAUUUGACAUAUGAAGGCUCAGACCAUAAGCCGAUUGUUUCCUUCUUCGAACCUGAUAAGAAAAAGAGACGUGGACUGUUUCGGUUCGACAGGAGACUCAGGGACAAUCCAGAAGUCAAAGCUCUGGUGAACCUAGAAUGGAAAAAGGCGAGAAACAUGUCUGUUAAUGACAGAAUAUCUCUCAUCCGAGCAGCUAUAACCGACUGGAGUAAAAGAAGAUAUUACAACAGCAGACUGCUUAUUGAGCAAAAGAAGAGGGAGCUAGAGGAGGCCAUGACAGACCCAUCAAACGAUACGGACCUGAUUAGUAAGAUAUCAAACGACCUGAGUGCAGCGUAUUCGGCGGAAGAAGAACAUUGGCGACAAAGGAGCCGACUCCUAUGGCUCAGUCUAGGUGAUAGGAACACUGGAUUCUUUCACGCUACGACCAAGAACAGAAGGAGAGCGAACGCGUUUUCAGUGAUUGAGGAUGAAGAAGGCGUGGCAGUGUAUCAGGAAGACCAAAUUUCCAAGGUCAUUGUGGAGUACUUCCAAAAACUUUUUUCAUCAGUGGAGGGACAGAGAGAGGACACAGUCAACUAUGCUCUGGUACCUAUGGUGACAGAGGAUCAGAAUGUCACCUUAAUCCAGGUCCCGACAGCUUUGGAAAUUAAAGAGGCUGCUCUCUCAAUUCACGCCGACAAAGCUCCCGGACCGGACGGAUUCUCCGCGGGCUUUUUUCAUUCAAACUGGGACAGUAUAGGCGACGAAAUAGUCAAGGAAAUCCAGGAGUUCUUCGUCUCAAACAAGUUGCCGGCAAGGAUCAAUGAGACGCACAUCCGUCUUAUACCGAAAGUGCAAAGCCCUCAGAGAGUGGCGGAAUAUAGACCAAUUGUACUAUGCAAUGUCUAUUAUAAAAUUAUCUCGAAGAUAAUGACAAAAAGGCUCCAGCCCCUGCUAUCGGGAAUUAUCUCCGAGAAUCAAUCGGCCUUUGUACCGGGGCGUGCCAUCUCUGACAAUGUGCUUAUCACCCAUGAGGUCCUCCACUACCUCAAAUCGUCAGAUGCUGAGAAGCGUUGCUCUAUGGCCGUGAAAACCGACAUGAGCAAAGCUUACGACAGAUUGGAAUGGGACUUCAUCAAAUGUGUGUUGUUAAGACUAGGCUUUCACGAGAAAUGGGUGGACUUAGUGAUGCAAUGUGUAUCCACAGUUACGUACUCUUUCCUCAUCAACGGCUCGCCUAGAGGAAAAGUCACACCGAGUAGGGGAAUCCGCCAAGGAGACCCACUCUCACCAUACAUAUUCAUUUUGUGUAGUGAGGUUCUCUCGGGUCUCUGUAACAAGGCACAAGAGGGGGGUUCUCUAAAAGGAAUCAGUAUAGCUCGAGGGAGUCCUCGACUAAAUCACCUUCUCUUUGCCGACGAUACAAUGUUCUUUUUAAGAGCAAGCAAGGACAGCAGCGAAGCGCUAUUGAGGGUUCUAAAAGCAUAUGAAGAAGCAUCUGGUCAAUCGAUCAACACCGAGAAGUCUGCUGUUACGUUCUCGCGGAGGACACCUACCUCGCUGAGGUCUACUGUCAAAGAAACCCUGGGAAUUCAAAAGGUGGGAGGUUCCGGUAAGUACCUCGGGUUACCGGAGCUAUUUGGAAGGAAGAAACGCGAUCUGUUCUCAUCUAUUAUCGACAGAAUUCAACAGAAGGCAGCGGGUUGGUCCAAUAGAUACCUGUCUACAGCCGGGAAAAUGACGAUGCUGAAGAGUGUUCUCACUCCGAUUCCGUCCUUUGCAAUGACGUGUUUCCAGCUUCCGGUUUCGCUAUGUAAAAGAAUUCAAUCGACUUUGACCGGUUUCUGGUGGGGUAAAAAAGAUGGUAGAAACAAGAUGGCAUGGAUUUCAUGGACGAAGAUGACCAUGCCGAAAGAUCAAGGAGGAUUGGACUUUCGUGAUAUUCAGAGUAUCAACGAUGCUUUCCUCACAAAGCUCAGUUGGAGACUUGUGCGCAACCCGACUAACCUGUUAGGCAGAACCUUGCUUGAAAAAUAUUACCCAAAUGGAGAUUUUCUUACUUGCACAGUUAGUAGUUCUUGCUCCCAUGGCUGGAGAGGUAUCAUGGUAGGACGUGACUUAAUUGCUGAGAAUUCUGGUUGGGCUGUGGGCAAUGGUGAAAGCUUGAAUAUAUGGGAAUCUCCGUGGCUCAGCCUUACAGCCCAAGAGAGACCCAUAGGACCUGCCCCUGAAGCCCUCGUUAACAUCACAGUGGCAGAGCUAUUCUUACCUGAGAAGAACGAGUGGAACCUAGAGCUGAUCAGACAAAUUCUCCCCUUUGAGGAACACAAGAUUAGAAUGCUAAAACCAAGUUGGACGGGAGCUCCGGACAAGCUAAUGUGGGUGCAUUCUGUGACAGGUGAAUACACCACAAAGACUGGAUACGCUGUUGCAAUACCAAAACACACCGAUCUUACUCAAAUCCCACAAGGAAUCUUGGAUUUCAACUGGAGAAAAAGUGUUUGGAACCUCCACACUGCCCCAAAAAACAAGAUUUUCAUCUGGAAGAUUUUUCACAGAGCCUUGCCAGUUGGCGAGAUUUUAAGAGCAAGACAGAUCAAUGUAGAUGGCAGAUGUAAAAUCUGUGGACUACCGGAAACUAUUGACCAUCUGUUCCUGCAUUGCUCCUUCGCCAAGCAGGUAUGGAACUUGGUUCCGGUAUGGCCAAGCAUCGAUUACAGUGGAACAGCAGAAUUGCGGAGUGAAUGGAACCACCUGAUGGCUCGCCAAGCCCUCCCACCAACAGGACUCGCAGCGGGAUCGCUAGCUCCAUGGAUUCUCUGGCAACUAUGGAAGGCAAGAAAUAGCCUGCUGUUUAAUGACAAAGGCUUCUCAGUCAGGGACAUUAUCUCGGUGGCUAUUGCUGCUGCCCGGGAAUGGAACCAAAGUCAAGAGCUGGCCUCAACGAAGAAGAUUCUACUGAAGCCAAGAGUGACACCCCAAGAAGACUCUGUGAGAGUAAGAUCGGAUGCAGCUUGGAAUGAAGCUAACAAAGUUGCAGGGCUUGGAUGGAUCAUUAGAUCACGGAACAGAAGUUCGUCUUACUCGGAGCCUGCCAGGUAUGUGGGAUCUCCUCUUGUAGCUGAGGGACUAGCGCUAAGAGAAGCCAUUCUGAGAUGUCGUGACCUUGGUCUCCCGAGGCUCAGGUGUGAAUCUGACUGUGCCCAACUUAUCAAGGCGUUGACCUCUGAUCAGUCUUUUGCAGAACUUUACGGUAUUGUAGCGGAUAUCAAGUCCGCUAGCUUUUCUUUUGAUUUCAUCUCAUUCUCCUGGAUCUCUCGUGAGAAUAAUAGGGAGGCAGAUGAUUUGGCAAAGAAGAAGUUAUCUUCUGAAUUUGUAUUAAUAGCCGCAAUCAACUCUGGCUAG